This is a messenger RNA of Spodoptera frugiperda (fall armyworm), 675 nucleotides long. It is a transcript of the gene RpS14, whose product is annotated as 40S ribosomal protein S14. Gene Ontology annotation, biological process: translation; maturation of SSU-rRNA from tricistronic rRNA transcript (SSU-rRNA, 5.8S rRNA, LSU-rRNA); ribosomal small subunit assembly. Gene Ontology annotation, molecular function: mRNA 5'-UTR binding; small ribosomal subunit rRNA binding; structural constituent of ribosome. Gene Ontology annotation, cellular component: ribosome; cytosolic small ribosomal subunit. The transcript is spliced from 3 exons. The coding region runs from base 171 to 626 and encodes 151 amino acids. NCBI's taxonomy places the organism in Eukaryota, Metazoa, Arthropoda, Insecta, Lepidoptera, Noctuidae. The record is from RefSeq and is a predicted model, not a curated record.
GAACAUUCAUACGGCUAUAAAGAUGCAUGCAAAUUGAAUUUUUAAUUUAUUUUUUGUCUUAGUAGGAAUAGGACUUUUAUUUUUGUAUCGUAUUUACACCAAAACCCUGGCAACAUUCACUCACAAUUUCUUUCUAGUUUUUGACAGCUUUCAAAGCUAAAGGCUGAGCCAUGGCACCAAGGAAAAACAAAGUUCAGAAAGAGGAGGUCCAGGUUACUCUGGGCCCUCAGCACUUGGUGGGUGAGACAGUGUUCGGUGUAGCUCACAUUUUCGCCUCCUUCAAUGACACAUUCGUGCACGUUACCGACCUGUCUGGCCGGGAAACCAUUGCCCGUGUCACCGGUGGCAUGAAGGUGAAGGCUGACCGUGACGAGGCCUCACCCUACGCCGCUAUGUUGGCCGCUCAGGAUGUUGCUGAGAAGUGCAAGACUCUUGGCAUCACUGCCCUACACAUCAAACUGCGUGCCACAGGAGGCAACAAGACCAAGACACCCGGACCUGGUGCUCAGUCUGCUCUCCGUGCCCUGGCUCGUUCCAGCAUGAAGAUUGGCCGCAUUGAGGAUGUGACCCCCGUGCCUUCAGACUCUACCCGCAGGAAGGGUGGACGACGAGGACGCAGGCUGUAAUCUGUUAGUUUAAGCAUACUGUGGGCUUUGAAUAAAGGAGUUUACGGUA